UAUAAUAUUGCAGGAACAAUCAAAGUUAAGUCAGCUUACAUAUUUCAGUGAUAUGAAGACGUGUUUUGGAAAGUUAUGUGUAUAGCAUUUAUGUAUAAAAAACUAGUAUCUUAAUCUUUAUAUUCAUUUGUGAGUGUUGGUUUGAUAUGGGAUGUUGAAUGGAAGUGUAAAGUUGACAUUUAUGUCUGCAUUUCUGCCAAGAUAUGACACUGUCCGUGGGAUUUUGGUCGUACAGUUCUGUGACAAAGGAAUAAUGUUUAGUUUGGGAAAAGUGAAUAUUUAACAAUAAGUGCAUUCCAAGUAAAGAAAUAAUUGAAUACAUGUUCAUAUUUUAGUUCUUGCUGAUAUAAUUAUAAUAAUUAUUUAAAUGCAAUAGUUAUGUAAUCAGUAGUUUUAAAGUGAUACAUUACAUUGUGUAAAGUAUGUUUUGGUUAGCACAACUUACUCACAGCUAUUAAACAGUAAAAUAAAGAUGUAAAAGAAAUUUAAACAGAAACAAAAGAUUGCUAAAAAUUAAAGAUUUGUAACCACAAAUUUAUAACAAUUUUUAUGUAAUUAACAAAAUAACAGAUUAUUUUAAUAAAAAAAAAAAAAAUAAAACCAACAUGGAAAAGAAAAAAGACUCAGCCCUGUCUAAUGAAGCAGAAAUCUAUGAAGAAUAUUCGACGACAAAGCCUGAAGAGAUAAACCAAGAGACAGAAGCGUCCUGUAAAUUAAUCACUUUGAAGGUCCUUGCUAUAGGUGACAGUGCCGUGGGGAAGACCUCCCUCAUGUACCGCUACUGUGACAACACCUUUAGCCCCGUAUUUAUAAGCACCAUUGGUAUAGAUUUCAAGAUUCGCACUAUAGAGUUGGAUGGUAAAAAAAUCAAACUCCAGAUAUGGGACACCGCCGGCCAGGAGCGGUUCCGGACAAUCACCACAGCAUACUACAGAGGGGCUAUGGGGAUCAUGCUGGUGUACGAUAUCACAAACGAGAAGUCCUUCGAUAACAUCAGGAACUGGAUCCGAAAUAUUGAAGAGCACGCAUCUCGGGACGUUGAGAAGAUGAUUCUUGGUAAUAAAUGUGACAUGAAUGACAAACGGCAAGUGAGCAAGGAGAAGGGAGAGCAGCUGGCCAUAGAACAUGGCAUCAAGUUCAUGGAGACAAGUGCAAAGGCCAGCAUCAACGUAGAAGAGGCAUUCUUUACAUUGGCCAGAGAUAUCAAGACUAAGAUGGACCGCAAAAUGGAUGCAAAUUCACCACAAAAGGAAGGCGGCGGUAGAAAACUUACAGCCAAUACCGAUCAACCCAAGAAAUCAUGGUGGAAGUGUUCUAUUCUUUGAUUUGUUGAACACAUUGUUAUUUCUUAUCUGAUUGGACAGAUGCUUUGCUUUGAAAAUACACAUUAUGUUACAUGAAUUGUGAUUGGCUACAAUUGAGUAUUUAAGAAAACAAGUAACCAAUGAAAAAACAGUGCUAUAUAUAACAUACUGUGUAUAUGAACACUCAAAUGUAAGACUCAAGUUCAUUGGUUGACGAUGCAAUAUCUUAUCUGUUUUGAUAAUAAAUAUAAAGAAGUGCAAAACGAUAUUAACUGUUUAUUGUUUCAAUUCAGUUAGGAUGGUUUUGCACAUAGAGAUCAUGCAAUGUUCAAUGUAUAUAUGGUAGUAGUACUAUUUAAUUGUAGCAUACACCCAUAGGAAAUUUGUUAUUGAAUUGUUGUUAAGUGUGCAUUAUAGCUCAUUAUUUUCUUAUUGUAUCUGUAUGCAUGUAUUUUUAGAUCUGUCAUUAUUUCAAUGAUGCCACUACAGCCUAUUACUAUUUUACUUUGCUUAUUUUGAUGAUUUAAAAUAAAUCAUACACAAACUCUGUGAGAAACAUAAGGGAAUAUUUUUGUGAAAUCAAAAUCAUUAGAUCUAAUGUGCAUGCUUGCUUUUUCACCACCUAAAUGCCACCACCCUUGAACAUAUUUGCUUUUGUUGAAAGUGUGGUGUGAACAUAGUCUAAACAAUUAGACAUUUUAAAUGGUAUGAUCCCAUAACAUCUUAAGUCCAACCUCAAAAACUGUUCACUUUCAUAAAUUCUCUUAAAAUACGAAUUAAAGCAUUUUUUAAAAACAAAAAUAAGCUUAAGCAAUUUCUACUGAAAAUAAAUUCCAUCAAAUUAUUACCAAUCGUGCCUUUGACACCUGAAAAAUAAUAUAAAAAUUGAUUUUUAUCAGUGUUGUUGUAUAUGGUGCGCUCUACACAAAGGAAUGUUUAUUUUGCUGAUACAAUUAAGGAACGUAAAUUGGUGCUUGAUUUUAAAUGACAUUUCCCGUUAAGAUCAGCUACACAUUAAACUAACGUCUAUGUCACAGAAAACAUAUGAUUCCACUAUGAAAACCCAUAAUAAACCCAUCUUGGAUUUUGUUAAGAUUGUCUUGCAGAGCAUAAUAGUGUGUGUUUUGUAAAUUCAAAGUGGAAUAGCUCAUGGAAAUAUCACAUGUUAGUGUCAAACUGAUUUGUUAAAUGGUCAUUUUGUUUGUAUGUUGGUGGUAGGGAUAAUUGUUGAAAAUGCCAAUCAUGUAUUGAUUUUCUUACCUGGGAUUCAUGAUAAUUUGUAAAGACGAUUUGUUAUAAACUUGAAAUUCUGAUUAUGUGUGUAUUGUUUCUCUUGUUUUCAUGAAGUUCUUUUUCAAGCAUUUGAUAAAAUACGAAACUGAUCCAUACAAUUGUUUGUAGUGAAUAUCUUAAAAGCAUGAAUUUCCAAACUUAGUUGUGGCUGUUCUCUCUCUAUAUAUAUAUGUGAAUUUACUUUGUUGCUUGUGAAACCUGAAAAUAUCAAUAACUGAUAUGUUGUAUGAAAUAUCUUAUGUUAACUAAAGUUGUGACUGAAUUUUAGCUGAAAACAAAUAACAUUUAUUAGAAUAUGUUUCUGAAAUAAGAAAUACAAAACAACAUUUGAUAUACCACUGACCUGAAUAAAAUCAGCUCUACGGUAAUAAAAAGGUUACUGUUGGUCUUGACUUUUAAGACGGGACAUUUUAAGGGACUAGAUGAACUUUAUUUACUUGGCAACUACAUACCAUUUAUGUAAAAAUAGGCUUAUUGAAGAGUUGGUGGAGUUUGCUGGACCAAUGAGUACCAUUAAUUUAUGUUAUUUUACUUUGAUAAAUAAGAAUGGCUUCAACAGGACAAGGUUGCAAGAACCUUUCAUAAUUAAACUUGUUGGUUUUAAAUGAUGCCACUGUGAAUAUAAAUUGCAACUGUUUGUUAAACAUAUGCUAUUGCUUUGCUCAAUUCCGAAACUAAAAAAAUGAGUGUGCUGAUUUCACAAUAAUACAUUCACAUUUGUUAAAGUUACCAGUAAUGCCCAAUUAAUAUUUAAACAUUUCAACAGUGGUCUCACUAUCUCUUCCAAUUUGAAUCAUCACAUAUUACCAAUUAAUUGUUAGAAUGUUACCUGAACAAAUGCAACAUAAGUUAUGCAUACUUACUUUUUCUUGUCAUGUGAUGCUUAUGUGGAUGUAAUAAAUAACGUUUUAUCUUGUGUAAUGCAAUAUUUAUUCAGUUUGUAGUUUAUAAUGGGUAUCCAAGUCUAUUAUAUAAAGCUCCCAUGCAUAAUGUUUAUGAUAUUUCAUAUUAUGAUUUGCAUUUUAGUCUUGUCUGCUGUAAACAGUACUUAUUUAAUAUCGUAAUCAGCAGAAAUAGUGAUUAAUAAAGAAAUUUCAGUAAUUGUGAUCAUGUGAACUAUUUUGUUAUUAAAGAACUUUUUUAAUAAAAGUCACUUGUACUGUUCAUUAAUAUUACAGUUAAAAUGUUUGCUAAGUUUGGUUUGAAAAUACAUGUUUGUGUAAUUUUUCCAAUACAACUUAAGAAUAUCCCAUUUAAAGCUGAUUUUGAUGUAUUUUUGUAACUAUUAUAAUAUAAAGACAUUUUAUCGGUCUGUCCUUUUUCUUAUUGUUUAGUAUUCUUGUUCUGAAUGUGUUUCUACAGAAACAGUUUCACACUUGUUGGCCUUGAUAAACAUUUAACUGACUUUCCAGUUCUUUUCUUAAACAUGUAAAUGUGUUGCUUAUAUAUCUUAUUUUGAAGUUGUUUUCUCUUUGAUCCACUAUUGAUAUAUAUCAAAACGCACCUGUCAUUACACAAGGCUAUGGUUAAAUACCUAGAACUUGACUAACAAUGAAAAGAACUGCAUUUCUUUAGUAUCAUCAUUCGUUGUGUUAUUGACAGCUACGUGUAUGUAUGAUAAAUUGCCUUCCUUUCUAUACAAGUAUGCUUCAUAAAAUGAGUUUCUAUCCCAUUAUAUGUUAGAAAUUGAUAAGCAUUUCAUAAAAAAAUGAAAUAAACUCUGAUAAAAUAUCAA
Messenger RNA from Dreissena polymorpha, 4332 nucleotides. RefSeq names its product ras-related protein Rab-8A-like. Gene Ontology annotation, cellular component: plasma membrane; synaptic vesicle; trans-Golgi network transport vesicle. Lineage: Eukaryota; Metazoa; Mollusca; Bivalvia; Myida; Dreissenidae. Gene Ontology annotation, molecular function: GTPase activity; GTP binding. The record is from RefSeq and is a predicted model, not a curated record. The transcript is spliced from 7 exons. The coding region runs from base 606 to 1325 and encodes 239 amino acids. Gene Ontology annotation, biological process: cellular response to insulin stimulus; Golgi vesicle fusion to target membrane; regulation of exocytosis.